Homarus americanus (American lobster) is the source of this 531-nucleotide messenger RNA. Its product is annotated as skin secretory protein xP2-like. NCBI's taxonomy places the organism in Eukaryota, Metazoa, Arthropoda, Malacostraca, Decapoda, Nephropidae. Bases 1 to 531 code for a protein of 176 amino acids. The record is from RefSeq and is a predicted model, not a curated record. The transcript has a single exon.
AUGACACCACGACCAAGCUUGCUGGGUGGCUCCUGGGAGGUGGCGCCUCUGGUAGGGACCCCUGAGGGUACCAUCGCCCCAGGGAGGGCCUCUGGUAGCGGCGCUGCCCCUGAGAGGGCCCCUGGGGGCAAAGACAUCUCUGGGGGGUAUCCUCUGGUACCUGCAACCCCUGUGAGUGCCUCUGGGGGUACCAAUGCCCCUUGGAGGGAUCCUAGGGUCGCUGCCGACCCUGGGAUAGCCCCUUGGGUUGCUGCUGCCCCUGGCAGUGCUCCUGGGGUCACCGCCGCAGCAGGGAGGUCCCUUGUGGUAGCCACCACCCCAGGAAGAGCCCCUGGGGUUGCCGCCACCUAUGGGAGGGCUCCUGUGAGUUUCUUCGCCUCUGGAAGGUCCCCUGUGGGUGCACACCCCCCUGGAAGGGCUCCUGUGGACGCCAGACUUGGUAGGGAAAAUGGGAACACCCCAGGGGGCACUCCACCUGUAGGGUCCCUGGUGACAGUUUGUUUGCACAAUUCAGAAAAAUGGGAGAUAUGA